UUGCCUAGGAGGGAGAGCUUCGUAGCUCCGACAGCCUCACACCUCGCCUCGUUUGACUGCAGAACCCACCCUUCAUCCUCUCUGUCACCGUCACCUAGAAACCCGCCAUCAAACGUCAAACGCACAAUUCAAUAGUUAAGCAAUGGCCGACCGUUACUCUUUCUCGCUGACGACGUUCUCGCCCAGCGGCAAGCUGGUUCAGAUCGAGUAUGCUCUGAACGCCGUCAACCAGGGUGUCACCGCCCUCGGCAUCAAAGCCACCAACGGCAUCGUCCUCGCGACCGAGAAGAAGUCAUCAUCGCCACUUGCCGACCCUAGCUCGCUGUCCAAGAUCAGCCUCGUCACUCCCAACAUCGGAAUGGUGUACUCAGGCAUGGGUCCCGACUAUAGAAUAUUGGUGGACAAGGCUCGCAAAGUGUCCCACACUGGCUACAAGCGCAUCUACAACGAGUACCCGCCCACGCGGAUAUUGGUGCAGGAUGUCGCUCGUGUGAUGCAGGAGGCGACCCAGUCUGGUGGUGUCAGACCCUACGGUGUCAGUCUGCUCAUCGCUGGCUGGGACGAGGGUAUCUUGCCCGAGGACGAGGCCGAGACCAAGGAAGGAGAGGAGAAAAAGCCUACUGGCAAGACGGGCGGUACUCUGAAGGGUGGACCUAUGCUGUACCAAGUUGACCCCUCCGGAAGUUACUUCCCCUGGAAGGCGACGGCCAUUGGCAAGAGUGCUACGUCGGCAAAGACAUUCCUGGAGAAGAGAUACACCGAGGGCUUGGAGCUUGAGGAUGCUGUGCACAUUGCGUUGCUCACGCUCAAGGAGACCAUCGAGGGAGAGAUGAACGGCGAGACCAUCGAGAUUGGUAUUGUCGGACCCCCAGCGGACCACUUGCUCGGCAUCGAGGGCGUCGAGGGCGCCACGGGCCCUCGCUUCAGGAAGCUCAGUCCCCAGGAAAUUGAGGACUAUCUUACGAACUUGUAAUUCCCGCGACGACUGGAACGGUCUAACCUUGUAUCAUAGAACAGCAUAGAGACAUGGGGGCGAAGGAGCUCCAAGCUCUAGAAUCAAUGGAUGACCUGCAAUGACAAGUUUCACCAAA
Molecule: messenger RNA, 1091 nt
Organism: Colletotrichum destructivum
Lineage: Eukaryota; Fungi; Ascomycota; Sordariomycetes; Glomerellales; Glomerellaceae
Product: Putative proteasome alpha-subunit domain, proteasome, subunit alpha/beta, nucleophile aminohydrolase
Exons: 5
Coding region: 143-973 (276 amino acids)
Biological process (GO): proteasomal protein catabolic process; ubiquitin-dependent protein catabolic process
Cellular component (GO): proteasome core complex, alpha-subunit complex; proteasome core complex
Source: RefSeq, a predicted model, not a curated record